Messenger RNA from Phytophthora sojae, 5241 nucleotides. RefSeq lists its product as hypothetical. Bases 1 to 5241 code for a protein of 1746 amino acids. Gene Ontology annotation, molecular function: calcium ion binding; protein binding. The transcript has 2 exons. Lineage: Eukaryota; Oomycota; Peronosporomycetes; Peronosporales; Peronosporaceae. The record is from RefSeq and is a predicted model, not a curated record.
AUGGCGGCGGGCAAGCACUUGAGUGAGAGACCCCCUUCGUCUACGCGCGAUGACUGCAUCGACGAUCUGUACGAGAACAAUGCGUUCGGUGACGAGGACCGCGAACUUGAGGUGGCUUCGGCCAAGGCCGAAAGCAAGACAAAGAGGAGUGCAGCGGAGCCCCAGGAGUCCAAGGGUGCAGACAGCAAGUCGCAGGGCAACAAGGUGCAGUUCGACGUGUGGGUGGCCCGCAAGGACAAAUACGAGCGCAUGGCUCGGGCGUUGGCGCAGCUGGACCCGGCCCGCGCUGGUAGCGAGGAAUCCUGGCUCGAAGUCGCGGUGGCGCUCGCAGCGACAGACUGCCAGCUGAAGACGGGUAAAACAUCGGCGUGCGACUGCCCAGGAGUGUGCCGUGAGCCGGAGCAUUCAGUGGUGAGGCAGCGCACUCGCUGCCAGUGUCCAGCACGAAAGUGUUCUCUGUGCAGACGCUGUGUCGGAACGACUCCGGGCGCGAUCUCCCCCAAGAUGAUCGCAGCGCUGGAACCGUACGAAGGCGUCACAAGCGAUCCCUCUGACAGCACGAAGUCCAUGCUGAAUCUAGCAGGCGUGCUAGCUCGCAGCGGUGAGGGCCACGUGCUGAGUCUGGAGGACGGCACGAGUAUCCGCAUCACCACCGCAGCGUUCCGGAUAGCUCAGACUGUCUUGGCGCAGUGCAGCAUCCUGGAGUCACCCGAAGGCGUCAAGCUGCAACGGCCGUGCUCGUGUCCUGUGCGCUCGCUGGGCGAUCUCUGGGUCAAAUGGACCACGAAGAACCACACGUUCUCGCGCGUGCCGCUGAGCGAGGACGAGGCGCGGCAGUUCUCAGCAGGAACUCGGCAGAUGAUGGACCAAGACAAGAACGAAGACGGCAACACGGUCUACUAUAUGACGCUCAAGUGGCACGCGGCGGCCAAGCCCCAGAAGGGCGACACGGCCAAGAUCGCAGCACGUCGAGCGCUCACAGCGGACCAGAAGAAGCAGAAUGCCUUCUUCCUUGGUCUGUGCAAGAAGUACUGGCAGAAGGCCCAGCUCCGCGUGGCGGAAUAUCUCCAGAAGACGCUGGCGGCGGCUGCAGACAGCGCUCAGAGCUCGGGCAAAAGUACGGCCGACGUGGAGAUGCAGGCAUUGAAUCGUCUGGGCGUGCGACGCAUGCUGCAGUGGCUGGAGGAAGAUGCCGAGGCGGUGGAGAAUGCUCGUCAGGAGGAGGCCCGUGAGAAGGCCGAGGGCGGAAUCGUGGCGCACAACGCGUGGGUCCGUCGUAAAGACCGCCUGCGCAUUCGGAUGCCGACUCCGGAGACGACCGACGGAGCAAGAAGACCUGCUCGACAUGCUCCACCGCCUCGGUUUGACUUCUCAAUGGGGUCCGGUGUCGUCCGGCAUAAGCAGCCCUGCCGCCCUCCAAGCUCCACGGCAGAACUCAUGCGCAACAGCGGUCUCAAGUACGUGCACGCCAUGAGCGAGGGCUUCCAGGGUCGCGGCGGUGAUCUCGAGAAAAGCAAGCAGCUGCUCGUUCAACAGGGCCACGUGCUGCGCGACAACUUCGACCAGGACGGCGGUGGCGACGACGACGACCCCGACUCGAACCCGUUCUCCAAGGAUCGAUACCUCUUUGAGCGCCGUAACAACCCGGCACUGCGUGGCAAGCUCGAGGGCGAUCGACGUCGACGAGAGCAGAGUCGAGAGAGCUACGCUGCGUGGGUCGCGCACAAGGCGAUGCGAGAUAAGGCGGCCAAGUUCCUGGAGCACCUGCCACCGCCGAGGGACGGAGAAGAGGGCGACCCAGUUAUCGACAACAACGCGAGCUACGAAGACGACUUCGACGAUUCAGGGCGAGGGCCCGCGACGCCGGCAGCCGUGAGGUGGGAAGAGGUCGGCAAAGCGCUCAAAGCGGUCGAUCGCACGCUGUUGGACGCGUGGGUGCGUUGGAGUCGCGGGUUCCGCAGUGCCGGUCGAUGCCGCGCACUCUGGGAGAGCUUCGCCCCCGUAAGUUGUGACGUUCACUGCGCGUCGUCGCCAUUGCGUGACGUUUUCCUCAAGCUGCUUCAUCGUCCGUCGGGCGUCAACUACAAGCAGGCGUGCGUUGAGCUUUGCACGCGGAAGCACAAACAGGCACUGGCCCGUGGCGAUGCCGUCGACGAGAACGGGGAAGAGCUGGACGAGGACCUGGAAGAAGCCAAGCUCAUAGCGCGAUACGGCUUUGUGACGGGUCGUGAGCUGGCAACGCUGCUGCGAGGUCUCGGGCUUGUGUUGCAGCCCGAAGAAACUCAGCGACUGGUUGAGUUCUUUGCCGACCCCGAAGAGGCCCAAGGUGAUAGCGGAGCAGUUCGUCUCAAACUUGAGGCGUUCUUGGCUGUGGUCGGUGACGAGCGUCGCGCGUCGUGCCGUGGCGACACGGAUCAGUUGCUGAGCUCCGUGUGCAUGUGGGAGACCGUGUGUCAUGAAUGUGGAAUGCUGAACGCCUUUCAGCUGGUGCUGGGCACCGAGGGCUCCAGUCGUCGACGUCGAGCCGAGUUGCCCGGCCACGUGUGCAGACGCGAACAGUAUGGCGGCAGAUUCUCGUGCACUCCUGAAAGCGACAUGAUCGCGGUGCGGCGUGUAGCUCCGCGCCACUGCACCUUCGCUCAAUGGGACGACACUCAAGCCUCUCCGUUCCUGAAGAAGUUAGAGCUGUGGUCGGCCGUGCCCCGCGAGCAGCACGUACUGCGUGAACUCGUGACAUCUGGAAAGCCCCCAAGUAUCCCCGUUCUGGAACGAGACGACAGCGAAGACACGCUGGACUUGACGACAAUGCUGCGUCUCACGUGGAAGAUGCCUCAAGGGGGAGGGGGUGGUGGAGCCCCCGUGUUCUACCAGCUCGAGACUGCAGGCGCAGAGGGGUCCGCGAGCUUCCGCGUCAGCGCCUACCACGAGAUCUGCCGUGACCCGAAGGACUUCUCCGACAACGACGGAGUUCCUCGCGGCGCCUUCACAGUGACAGGCUUGUCCCCGAACACCAAGUACGCUUUCCGCGUCCGCGCGCUCAAUGGCUUUGGCGCCGGCUCCUACGCUUUCUCGUACUUCAUGACGGCCCCAGCAAGACCCGCCGAGCCACUGGCCAUAGUCAUUGCCCCCCACAGCGUGAAACUCGCGUGGGAAAGCUCGUCGUACUACACGCGGCGACUGCGAGAGCUGGAGGAGGUCUUCAAAGAGGCCGACGCCGAUGGCAACGGCCGAAUCUCGCGCGACGAGUUCAUGGAGGAGAUCGAGCGCCGCAAGCCGAAACUCGUUGCGUUCCUCCAACAAACGACAUCGGUCGACAACGGCGCGGCACAGGGAGCUCCUCCACUGAGCGUGUUCGACGCCAUCGAGACUGACGAUAACGAGAGCAUAUCGUGGGAGGAAUUCCUGCGCUUCUUCCAUGGCGUCUUGGAUCAGUCCGAUACUGCGUCUCGGAGCUCUCUGGGCUCGAAAGGUUCUGCCAGGUCGUCACAGAGUUCGCGUCGAUCCAAGGCCAGCGCCUCCGCUGCGACGUGUCGAUACAUCCUCAAGCAGUGCUCGAACGAGUCUGCGGGCGAAUACGUCGAGAUCUACCGCGGAGCAGCACCAAAGUUCGAGGUGCUUGGGCUCCACAGCAGCAGCACGUACCAGUUCCGAGUGCAGGCGGUGAACGCUGAGGGCCGGGCCAGUCUUCAUAGCGAGCCGGUGGUGGUAAACACUCUCCUACCCACGCCUGCCCCGCCGACUGUCAACUCGAGUGCGCUUGAGCCAGCGGUGCAGAGUGGACUUGUGCAGCUUCGGUGGGCAGUAGCCAACGCUCGCCCCAGUCUCUCACCUGCAGCUUUGCGCGCCCCCAACGGCGCCGACGAUCAAGUGUCCCGGUUGUUGAAGGAGUGGGCGCAGGAGACGAGUCUCGACGACGGAGCGGUGGACUACAAGGCGCGAUUCGAUCGCUACGAUGUCGACGGCAGCGGCUAUCUCGAGCUGCCCGAGUUCCAGACGCUGCUCAGCGAACUGGGACUGCCCCCGACGCCCGAGCGACUCGCUUCAUACCUCGCAGCCUUCGACCUCGACUCGGACGGCAAGAUAUCGUACCCCGAGUUCGCGCGCUGGUGGACGCAGCCAGAUGUGCACUACGUCUUGAAGCGGGACUCUGGAUGUCGGGAAGGCCAAGACGACGACAUGCAGACGCCAGGCUCGUCGAAAGCUGACGAGAUGAAACUCGUUUGUUACCGCGGUGCCGAGGCUACUGCAAUUGUGAGCGGCCUGGAGCCGAACACUCGCUACCGCUUCCGUCUUCGAGUCGUGGGCGCCCACGCGUCGAGUGCUCUAAGCGAUGCCCUGACGAUUUGCUCAGCGCCCAGCGCGCCCACGUGCGUCGGACGAGUGGAUGUGGGCCACGACAGUGCACUGGUUCGCUGGCAUCCGGGUCCUGGAGGUGCAGCGAAGUACGCGGUCGACUGCAAGCGCAUUGAGACGUUGACACCGAGGGCUUCCAGCUCCAACGACGGCCCCACCGAAUGGCGACGGGUGUACGAAGGCCGUGAGCCGCUCGCGUACAUCCGCGACCUCCAGCCCGAGACGGUCUAUCGCCUUCGCGUGUUCGCACUCAACAGCGACGGAAUCGCCAGCGCGCAGUCGACGGUCUCGCAGCUGUGCACGACCAGCAAAGAAGUCUCUCAACGUCGCUCUCGACUGGCCAGACGCCCCGCGGGUGCUGUCGACUACUUCACCAUUGAAUGCGGACCGGAAGAGGGAGACUUGGUACUUGGGGACACCGUCCUCUUCUGUGAACGUCUCAUGCGCCGCACCACGGACGUCGAUCGGUUCUCGAGACCAAGUUCAGGCUUAGCGCAGUCCUCAGUGUACUCCGUUACCAGCUCCACUGGAGGCGCAGAGGCUGUCGGCGAGCGCACGGUUGCAGCGAAGGUUGUCGGGGUGUCUCGUCACCCUCGUCACGGAAACGUUCUAGCUCUCACGGUGGUCUGGUGCACCGUUCAGCUGUACAACGUCGAGUCUUCGGCGACGGCUUCAAGGCGCGGCGGGACGAGCAUUAGCGGGAAGAAGCGAACAACUUCCAUCCACACGUCCAGUCGAGAGCUCUCUGCGAUGGCCAGCGUCGAUGGAUACUCGCUUGCCACGGAUCUCAAAAUCUCUCGGCCCGAGCGAAAUCUCUAUCGCUUCGACACGUUCCGCGCGGAGUGGGAAGAUGAAGCUGCUCGCUAUGCUAGCACAUGGGAUAAAUAA